Messenger RNA from Aplysia californica (California sea hare), 1352 nucleotides. Its product is annotated as AT-rich interactive domain-containing protein 1A. Gene Ontology annotation, cellular component: plasma membrane; cytoplasm. Lineage: Eukaryota; Metazoa; Mollusca; Gastropoda; Aplysiida; Aplysiidae. Gene Ontology annotation, biological process: axon guidance. Gene Ontology annotation, molecular function: guanyl-nucleotide exchange factor activity. The record is from RefSeq and is a predicted model, not a curated record.
GGUAGGAGCAGAACAAGGAGAUGGCUCAACGAGCAGCCUUCCCGCCCUCCCCCAACACGUCUUUCCGAACCGGUGACCUUGACCCCAGACACCAGGCCGCCUACAGCAGGGGGAGCUACGCCGGUGACCCCUCGUAUGGCGCCGGGGGCGGGGCUUCGGUGGGUGUAGACCCACGUGACCAGAGGAGACAGGACCCUUACUACAACGAGGGUGCUGGUGUUGGUGUUGGUGGGGGUGGGGGGAGUUUUCGCAACGGUCGGGGUUCGAGUCCCACAGGACCCCCUGCUGCCUCCUCCUCCGCGGGGUACCCAGUACAGCCGCGGGGCGGGGUCAGGGGGUCGUGGAGUCAGGGACAGAUCAGGGAUAGCCACGCCUCGGCCAGGGAGGAGCUUCCGCCCGGGUCCAGGAGGAGUCUGCAAGUCCGCGGCGAGGUGCAGCAGAGGAGGGGCGAGGGGCGGAGCUUCCAUCAUAGCCAGCCGUCGCUGCUUCAUCCUAGUGGAGGAGGAAUAGGAGGAGGGGGAACCAGCGGCCGGCCGAACUAUCUACAGUCCAGUGGCGGCUCAGAGAACAUCCCCGGUCAGCGGCCCGAGUCGAGGAGUGACCAGGACUACGUCCAGCUGACCCAGCAGCAGGGUAGGGGCGGGGACGGCAGGGAUGCCACCAGGCCCGGGAGUAGGUGGAGCUUGCAGCAAGCCCCGCCCACCCACGACUCUUCCUCCUCCGAACAAGCGCUUCCUUCCUACCACGAGGUGAUUCAGCACGACUACCAGCAGGAGAGGGAGAUGUACGACGGCCGGGGGGAUCCGGAUACCUCCCUACAACACAUGGAUUUCCACCCGCAGCAGCAAUACCCGUACCAACAAGAACAGGAUUAUCGACAACUACAACUACAACCACAACAACAGCAGCAGCAGCAACAACAACAUCACCAUCACUCACAACAACAACUACAACAACAACAACAACAACCGGGCUCUCGGGGAGGCAGCAUGAGGAAUCUCCCCUCGACCUACUCUCAGCAGCAGCAAGAAUCUCCUUCCAGCCACGCCCACCCGCGCGGGCCUGAGCCACGCCCACUUUCCUCACGACAGCCAGACCCUCGGCGGUUGUCCGCCCCUCCCGGCGGAUCAUUCGGCCCGGGUCAGAGGUCAGAGGUGACCCGCGGCAGUGGCCGGAUGUCCAGGGAUGUGCCUGACAGCCAGGAGGCGGGGCGUCGCUAUGGCAGCACCAGGAGUCUCCAGGUGGGCGUGGCUUCACGCGACUCGCGACCCGGUAGUCUCAGAGGUCAAGGGGGCGUCUCCGGAAAAAGACGCAGCACUGGGAGCAGCAUCUACGGGUUUUUGAUAGAAGGU